CCGACGCGAAAGGGGAGGGCGGAAACCAGCCUUCCUCCCGGAAGUGUGUGCGGUUUCUAAGGGGGCGCAGGAAGCGGACCCGGGUGAGAACAGGUGCGGCGGGGGGUCUUCGUCCCGGGUGGCGGGCAAGUUAAAAAAAAGCGGCCAUGUCGGCCUUCGACGCGAACCCCUUCGCGGAUCCCGUGGAGGUCAAUCCCUUCCAGGAUCCUUCGGUCACUCAGCUGGCCAAUGCGAACCAAGGUACCCUGGAUGAAUUCAAUCCCUUCUCGGAGAAUUCUCGGCAAACAAAUGCAGCUCAGACCAUCCCAACAACACAGCCUGCUGGCGCCUCUCAACCUGCGGUGCUACAGACUUCUGUGGAGCCCACCCCACAGUCUGUGGCCUCAGCAGCACAGGCUGGGCUCCUGAAACAGCAAGAAGAAUUAGAAAGGAAAGCUGCGGAGCUGGACAGAAAGGAGCGCGAACUGCAGAACAGCGCAGCCGGCUUUAACCCAAAACAGAACAACUGGCCCCCGCUUCCGAAGAUCUGCCCCAUUAAGCCUUGCUUCUAUCAAGAUUUCUCCGCGGAGAUCCCAGCUGACUAUCAGCACAUUUGCAAAAUGAUGUAUUACCUGUGGAUGUUUCACUCGGUCACCCUGCUGUUAAACGUCCUCGCCUGCCUGGCGGUGUUCACGGUGGAGCCCACCACCACGGGAUCGGAUUUCGGCCUCUCCAUCUUGUGGCUCGUCUUGUUCACCCCUUGCGCUUUCCUGUGUUGGUACCGGCCAGUUUACAAGGCUUUCAGGUCUGACAGCUCCUUCAGUUUCUUUGUCUUCUUCUUCAUCUUCUUCUGCCAGAUAAUUGCACACAUCGUCCAGGCUGUCGGUAUCCCUAAUUGGGGGAGCAGAUCCAAGCUGAAGCACCUCUAACUCCAUGCUUCCUGCCCUCAAUCUUCGCCCAAAAGGCCUGUAUUUCUUCUAACCUUUUCGAACGCAUCCGGCCCCCCGUGCUUGUACUCACCUCCUCCCGCCACCUUGCAUGUUUUCUGAUCCGUGAAUGGUGUGCACGCUACUCACUCUCCUCCUCCUCUCCUUCCCCCUCUCUCUCCCUCUCCCUUUCUCUUUCUUUCUCCCUCUCCUUUUCUCCCCUUCUCCCCCCUCUCUUCCUCUUUCCCUCUCUCUUCUCCUCUCUCCCUCCCUCUUCCCUCUCUCCCUCUUUCUCUCCCCCUCCCUCUCUCCCCUUCUCCCUCUCUCCCCUGUCCCUCUUCCCUCUCGCUCUCUCUUUCUCUCUCUCCCCUUCUCCCUCUCUCCCCUGUCCCUCCCUCUUCCCUCUCUCCCUCUCCCUCACUCUUUCCCUCCCUCCCUCUCUUUCUCUCCCCCCUCUCCCUUUCUCCCUCUCUCGGCUUCUCUUCCUCUCCCUCCCUCUCCAUCCCCUUCUCCCACUCUCUCAUUCUCUCUCACUCCCUCCCCUCCCUCUUUCUCUCCCCCUUCUCUUUCCCUCUACCUCUAUCCUCCUUUGCUCCUUUCUCGCUCUCCCCACUCCCUCUCUCUUCCCCUCCCCCUCUCCCCCACUCCCUCAUUCUUUUUCCAUCCCUAGCCGUGUUUUCCGUUCUCACUCACUUUAAGGCAUUCUGGACUUAGCAGUCCUCAACCAUCAUCCCUGUCACCCUCCACCUUCUCCUUCCUCAAGAAAACCGAGUCAAAUCUGGGGCAGAAGAUAGUUUGUACGCCCUGAAAUCAUUUGACUUGAAGAAGUCAACCAGGGAGGGAGAGAACGACGGAGAGGCCCCAAGCCAUUCAGAUUGCACGCAAUGUGAACUUUGCAAAUUGAAUUGGUUGUAUAGGUGCUCGGUUCUGGCUUCCAUCAGGAGGCAACCCAGGGCCCCUCCCUCUCCAUAAAAGUCCUUAGACUAUCUUUACAGAUAGUUGCUGAUUGUGCAAGGAGGCUUUUGUCCAGAACUGACAGCUCGUCUUGUAUUUCUGGAUCUUGGGUGUGUCAGUGACACGUGCAAAAUUUACCAGCGGUGUCUGCAGACUUCAUGUCACCGCAGUUUAUGGGCCAGGAAACCCAACUCUGUCUGUGAACCAAGUUGGAUAUAUUCAGCUUGAUAGGCAGUUUUAUUUUAAAUUUAUUACAUUUAUUUCCUGUAUCAAUUAGCAAAGCAUCCUGGACUAAAAAAAAAAAAGCAGAAACCCUCUUCCCUAAUUAUCCAAUUAUGGACAGUCUGAGACUUGGAGUUUGGUUAUUCCUGGCUGUCUCGAAGGUGCUUUUUUCCAAAGGCAACUGGGCUUUUCUUGCUUUUUCCUUGGAGGAUGUUUCGCUUCUCAUCCGUGAACCUGCCAGAAGUGACGAAGCUUCUGGGACGAGAAGGAAAAACCAAGAAUAGUCCAGUCGCCCUUUUGAAAAAAGCACUUUUGAGACAACUGUGACCUGGAUGACUGAGGAUCUCCCAUAGACAGAAUAACUAGAGUUGGAAGAGACUUCGGAGGUCUUCUAGUCCAACCCCCUGCUCAGGCAUACCAUUGCCCAUACCAUUCCAGACCAAGAGCCCUGGUAGUGCAGCAGACUAAAGCACUGUUAUUAACAUCAGCUGCCUGCAAUUACUGUGAGUUCAAAUCUCAGCCUUCCAUCCUUUCUAAGAUAGGUAAAAUGAGGACCCGGAUUGUGGGGCCAAUAAGCUGACUUUGUAUAAAAAAGAACACCGCUUUGUGGGGGGGCCCGAAAGCCCUACUAAGCAGCUAUAUACAAAAGUAUGAAGGCUAUUGCUUAACGCAUUGUAAGCCGCCCUGAGUCUUCGGAGAAGGGCGGCAUAUAAAUCAAAUUUUAAAAAAAAAUGGUUGUCCAGUCUCUUCUCAAGCACCUUCGGUAUUGGAGCAUUCACAAUUUCUAGACAUUUAUUCCUAGCUAUUACCUGUGAAAGCAUGACACUUUUUAGGCCAAACAGGCCUCUCUAUAAAGAAAAUUCUGCAGCACAAGAGAUAUUUGUUCGUUUUUUUCAGGUAGCCUCUUAGAGGAAACUGUAAGGGGCUUUGAUACCUCUGGCCUCCAGUCUCUGCAGUCUUGGCAGCAGAGUCGGACAGUGAGGAGGUUGGGGAGGAACCUGGGCCAGUCCUGGGGGUUGGGGAAAGCUCGGAUGAGAGCUCUGCAUCGGAGGCAGAGAGGGAGAUAGACAGCAGUGAGGCAGAGGAGCAGCUGGAGCCCGUUCCCAAUGUGCGCAUACGCAGAGCUGCCAGAAGACAAGAACAACUCAGAAAGCAGGGUCGACUCAGGAGUAAAGCCAUACCUUGGAGGUGAUCGGCCCCUCCGAUAGGAAAUAAAAGAGCAGCAUAGAGAGAGUGGGCUUUUGCAGGAAACAAUUCGUUCGUUCCGUGACUCUGAGAGACUCUGUGCCAAGUUUGCCCUUGUACUGCGGUUGGAAACAAGUUACGUGGCAGCUUGCCAAGCGAGAUAAGAUCUGUGUUGAUAAAUAUUCCUUUGCAAAACUGUCCAGACAAACCUUGCUGACUGUGAAUGAACGUCAUCCACAGUCGUGUAAAUCAAAGAGAUUUUGCCGGCACCAGUUCCUGCCUCCUGCUUGUUUAAGGGAACCUCGGUCAGAACAAGAGGUUCAAGACGUCAAGUCUCUUGAUUCUCCAUUCCCAGCGGAAUCUGAAUUUCUACUCAUUCAAUAUUCCCCCCCUCUUCCU
Molecule: messenger RNA, 3665 nt
Organism: Pantherophis guttatus
Lineage: Eukaryota; Metazoa; Chordata; Lepidosauria; Squamata; Colubridae
Source: RefSeq, a predicted model, not a curated record